AUGGGAGUGGCCUCUAAUGACCACAUGGGGUUUCUGGGGCCGAAGACCCUACCGUUUCCACUAGAGGACACGCGAUUUCACCCACUGCUUAUCGCCAGAGGGCGCUCUGCCCACGCGGAGAGCAGCGGCACUGAGCAUCCCCGGCUUUCCUGGGAUGCCACAUCAUUUCAAGCAUUCUUCCGACCCAAGGCAUGGAAUGCUGGCCCAGGAAAGAACCAGCCCUGCCAACGCCCGCUUCGCCCGGCCAUUCUGCGGCACCCCCGCUUCCGGGGCCUGUUUGAUUUCGCCAUUCCAGUGCUGCUGUGGGGGGGUCUCUUCACCCCAGAGCUCUGGGACAACCUGAACCAGCACAAAGCCCCCUACGGCUGGCAGGGGCUCUCUCGUGAAGCCAUCGCCUCCACCCUCAGCCUUCUGAAUGGCUCAGAGAGCUCGAAGCUGUUUAAUGCCCCCAGGGACCAAUCCCCCAGCUGCAUCCAGUGUGCUGUGGUGGGCAACGGAGGCAUUCUGAAUGGCUCUGGCCAGGGGCUGAACAUCGAUGCCCACGACUAUGUGUUCAGACUCAAUGGUGCUGUGAUCAAAGGCUUCGAGCAAGAUGUAGGCACCAAGACUUCUUUCUAUGGUUUCACUGUGAACACGAUGAAGAACUCCCUCAUCUCCUACUGGAAUCUGGGCUUCACCUCCGUGCCGCAAGGACAGGACCUGCGCUAUAUCUUCAUCCCCUCAGACAUUCGCGACUACGUGAUGCUGAGAUCGGCCAUUCUGGGCGUGCAUGUUCCAGAGGGUCCUGAUAAAGGGGACAGGCCGCCCAGCUAUUUCGGACCAGAAGCCUCCGCCGGGAAGUUCAAGCUGCUCCAUCCGGGCUUCAUCGGCUACCUGACGGCGAGGUUUUUGAAAUCAAGGUUGAUUAAUACAAAUUUUGGAGACCUAUAUAUGCCUAGUACUGGAGCCCUCAUGCUGCUGACAGCCUUGCAUACCUGUGACCAGGUCAGUGCCUAUGGAUUCAUCACAAACAACUACUGGAAGUUUUCGGACCACUAUUUCGAACGAAAAAAGAUGCCGCUGAUAUUCUACGCAAACCAUGAUCUGUCCCUGGAAGCCGCCCUGUGGCGGGACCUGCACUACGCAGGCGUCCUCCAGCUGUACCAGCGCUGACCCCAAAGCACCAAGCCCUUUGUUCCCCGAAGAGCUGCCGCCCUGGUACCUUCAAGUGGCCAGCAGCCUUUUUAACUUUUUGACUUCUGGAAGGGCUUCAACUCCUCCCCAAGAGGACACCGAGGCUUGCUCAAUGCAGGG
Messenger RNA from Carlito syrichta (Philippine tarsier), 1293 nucleotides. It is a transcript of the gene ST6GALNAC2, whose product is annotated as ST6 N-acetylgalactosaminide alpha-2,6-sialyltransferase 2. The coding region runs from base 1 to 1152 and encodes 383 amino acids. The record is from RefSeq and is a predicted model, not a curated record. Lineage: Eukaryota; Metazoa; Chordata; Mammalia; Primates; Tarsiidae. Gene Ontology annotation, molecular function: sialyltransferase activity. The transcript is spliced from 10 exons.